Molecule: messenger RNA, 1185 nt
Organism: Micromonas commoda
Lineage: Eukaryota; Viridiplantae; Chlorophyta; Mamiellophyceae; Mamiellales; Mamiellaceae
Exons: 1
Coding region: 1-1185 (394 amino acids)
Biological process (GO): DNA-templated transcription
Cellular component (GO): RNA polymerase I complex; RNA polymerase III complex
Molecular function (GO): protein dimerization activity
Source: RefSeq, a predicted model, not a curated record
AUGGAGGAGAUCGCGGCGAACAUCCAGACUCAGCGCGAAUUCGUCACGUGCGGCGCGGACGAGAACAGGCACACCGCGGAGCACCAAUACUCGGGCGCGUAUGCCUCGAUGGGCAUCGACAACUCGUUCAGCAUGCAGUCGUUCCGCGAGAACUUCAAGAUGGAGAUCACGCACAUGGACGCGGAGAGAGUGGUGUUCGAGAUGCAGGGCAUCUCACCCGCAAUCGCCAACGCGUUCCGCCGCAUCCUCAUCGCCGAGGUUCCCACCAUGGCCAUCGAGAAGGUUUACAUGGUGAACAACACCAGCGUGAUCCAGGACGAGGUCUUUGCGCAUCGGCUCGGCUUGAUCCCCAUCCGCGCGGAUCCGCGCCUGUUCGAGUACAAGGCCGAAGGCGAGACGUACAACGAGCGAAACACCAUCGUGUUCAAGAUGAACGUCCGCUGCUACCGCGAGAAGACCGACGACGGCUCGAAGGGGCCGCUCAUGAACUCGUUCGUGUACACCAACGAGCUCGUGUGGCUGCCAAAGGGGAGCGAGCUCCCGCCCGACGAGGAAUCCAAGUUCACCGCUUUCACCCAGUCGCAGGCGGAGUAUCUGAAGGAGCGCAACGACGAGGCGGCGGCGGCGGCGGCGGCCGCGGGCGAGGAGGUGACUCCGCUGUACGGCGAUAACGAUCCAAACGAAAUCGCGACGGUUCACGACGAUAUCCUGCUGUGCAAGAUGGUCGCGGGGCAGGAGAUCGAGCUCGAGGCGCACUGCGUGAAGGGUCAGGGCAAGGAGCACGCCAAGUGGUCGCCGGUGGGCACCACCUGGUACAGGAUGGUGCCCAAGGUGGAGUUCAUCGACAAGGAUUACCUGGACGGCGAGGAUGCUGAUGUUUUCAUGAAGGAGUGCAACGACUUUGAUCCCAGUCACAACUGCUACGGAUGGUUCGAAAAGGAUGGGGGCAAGAAGGGCGAAAAAUGCGUGAAGGUUGUGAACGAGCGGGGAUGCGACUACUGCCUGGAGCGCGUGAGGACGCUGUGCGGCGAGCCCGGGUGGGACGAGAAGGUGAGGGUGCUGAAGAGCAAGAGCCACUUCAUCUUCACCGUCGAGACCGCUGGGCAGCUGCCACCGGACGUCCUCUUCAAGGAAGCCGUCAAGGUCCUCGCCUCGAAAUGCCAGAGCGUGCUCUCCACGCUGUGA